AUGGCUUCUCGGUGUCAGAGAUGUGGACAACAGGUGCCCAGGAAUCCACCUUUCACUGCUGUCCGGAUAACAGAAGGAGAAAUGAAGUCUUACCAUGAUUUUAUAGGAGGAUGCAUUAGACUGGAGCGUAUGGCAAAGAAAGAUGAAAUCAUGCAGCAGGAGAUACGACCGCUGGUUGCAGUGGAUAUAAUAGAACAGCUUCACAGGCAGUUUGCUAUCUUGUCAGGAGGAAGAGGGAAGGAUGGAGCACCCAUUAUUACCUUCCCAGAAUUUGCAGGAUUCAGUGACAUACCCGAUGAGGAUUUUCUGAACGUGGUCACAUAUCUAACCAGCAUUCCCAGUCUGGAGGCUGCCAGCAUCGGGUUCAUCAUCAUCAUAGACAGGCGACGGGACAAAUGGAGUGCAGUCAAGGCAUCACUGACACGGAUAGCAGGAGCAUUUCCAGGAAACCUGCAGCUGGUGUUUGUCCUGCGACCCUCCCGCUUUAUCCAAAGGACAAUCGCUGACAUUGGCAUUAAACUCUAUCGCGAUGACUUUAAAAUGAAGGUACCGAUCAUCAUGUUAAAUUCUGUCUCUGAUCUGCACGGCUAUAUUGACAAAAGUCAGCUGACCCGGGAGCUGGGAGGAACCCUGGAGUAUGGCCACAGUCAGUGGAUACAUCACCGAACUGCUAUUGAAAACUUUGCAAUGACAGUGAAAACAACAGCACAGAUGCUGCAGACCUUUGGAACGGACUUAGCAGAGACUGAACUUCCCAACGAUGUGCAGUGCACAGAGGAGCUCCUGUCUGCACACACUGACCAUCACAGCAAGCUGAAGGAUGAGCUGAAACUAGCUGUGAAGCAGGGGGCCACCCUACUGACAUGUAUUAGGGAGCCAGUCACCCGAAGUGCCAACAGCAAACUCAGUCCGGAUGAACUAGAAAAUGUGGCAACUGUGGAAAGGUUGUUGGCUCAGUUGGAUGAAACAGAAAAGGCUUUUGAUCAAUUUUGGACCAAGCAUCAUCUAAAACUAGAACAAUGCUUGCAGCUUCGACACUUUGAACAUGAUUUUAGAGAGGUAAAACUGACAUUGGAUAAUCUAAUGGAAGCACAAGCAGGUUUUUCUGACAUUGGAGACAGUGUGACUCGAGUAGAGCACCUCCUAAGGGAACAGAAACAAUUGGAAGAGAAAGGACAGGAACCAUUGGAGAAAGCCCAGACUCUAGCUCUCCAAGGAGAACAGCUCAUCCAAAACAACCAUUAUGCAGUUGAUUCCAUUAGACCAAAGUGUGUUGAACUCAGGCGUAUUUGUGAUGACUUUACCAAUGAGACCAAGAAAAAGUAUGAUAUUUUGGGAAAGUCUCUUGAGCUGCAUCAACAGUUAGAUAAGGCAAGCAAAUGGUGUGAAGCUGGAAUCUACCUCUUAGCUUCCCAAGCUGUGGACAAGUGCCAGUCACAAGAGGGAGCUGAAACCGCACUCGUUGAAAUUGAAAAGUUCCUGGCAACAGCUAAGGAACACCAGCUUUCUAACCCGAAGGAGUUCUACAAUCAGUUUGACACGAUCCUCACCCCUGAAAUAAAGGCCAAUGCCCAAAGAAUUCUACAAAAACUAGAAGAUGUACAAGAAAUGUUUGACAAGAGGCAAGUGAGUCUGAAGAAACUGGCAGCCAAACAGACCCGGCCGGUACAACCUGUUGCCCCACACCCUGAAUCUUCCCCAAAGAGAGCAUCACCAAAGACUACGAGACCAGCAGCAGUAGCUACCAACAGGAGGUCCACAGAAAUUUCCUGCCCUCCAAAAUCCAUCUCUGAGGCAGAGUUAUCGAAAAAGAAAAGUAUUAAGAAGACUAAAGGUGGAAUUAAGAUCGAAGUGAUGCAUGAAGCUAGUCAAGGGGGAUCUAGCAGAGUCUUGGUGAUGAGCGAAAGCGAUGAGAACCUGUCAACAAGGAGGAGCCAUAUAAUCAAUGAGCUGAUAGAAACAGAACGGGUUUAUGUAGAAGAACUUCAAAGUAUAAUAGAGGGUUAUGCUUCAGAAAUGGACAAUCCCAACUUAGUACAUCUGAUUCCAUCUACGCUCCAGAACAAGAAGGAAAUUCUUUUUGGGAACCUCCCAGAAAUCUAUGAAUUUCACAACAGGAUUUUCCUUAAGGAGAUAGAAAAUUGCAUUGAAAAUCCUGAGCUUCUUGCCCGCUGCUUUUUAAAAAGGAAAGAGGACCUCCAAAUAUAUGAAAAAUACUGUCAGAACAAGCCAAGGUCUGAAGCUCUCUGGAGACAAUGUGGAGACAGCAUCUUUUUCCAGGAAUGUCAACGUAAAUUGGAUCAUAAGCUUUCACUAGAUGCUUAUCUUUUAAAGCCAGUCCAGAGAAUCACCAAGUACCAGUUGCUAUUAAAGGAAAUGCUAAAGUGUAGCAAGAAUUCAGAGGGUACUGCUGAACUGGAAGAGGCCCUGGCCACGGUACUUGAUAUCAUCAAGUCAGUAAAUGACUCCAUGCACCAGAUAGCUAUCACAGGAUAUGAGGGGGAUGUUAGUGAGCUUGGUAAGCUGUUGAUGCAAGGUUCUUUCAACGUGUGGACUGACCACAAGAAGGGUCACAAUAAGGUGAAGGACUUGGCUAGAUUCAAACCGAUGCAGAGACACCUCUUCCUCUACACCAAGAUGCUGCUUUUCUGCAAGAAACGAGAGGAGAACACAGAUGGUCAUGAGAAGACGGCUUCAUACAGCUUUAAAAAUUCAUUAAAGAUGAGCACUGUGGGCAUUACAGAAAAUGUAAAAGGAGAUAACAAGAAGUUUGAGAUCUGGUAUAAUGGCAGGGAAGAAGUCUAUAUCAUUCAGGCAUCUUCUGUUGAGCUGAAAAACACUUGGAUUUCAGAGAUUCGCAAAGUCCUGACAGGACAACUGGAGGCAUGCAGAGAAGCAAGUCAAUUACACCAAAGAAUCACUGAGAGUGUAUACCAUGCGCCAAUGAAUUCCUCCAAUAUGAGCAGGUAUAGCAGGAAGUCAUCAAACAUAUAUGAAAACAAAUCCGAGACAUCAAAUGUGGAAGCAUCUAACAAUAAAAACAGGAAUUCCAGUCCCAGUGCCAGACAAAAGAGAGGUCCCCUUGUUCCUGCAGUUAAAGUCAAGAGACAUGAAAUAAAGAGUGACCCAACUCCCUUGGGGUUUGAAGAUGCUUUUGAGAACACCAUAUUGGCCCAGACUAAAUGUAAUACUGGUUCCACCACGAGACCUGUACCUAGAUCUGCUUCACAGACAGGUUGGCCCAGCAGGCAACUGCCAUCUCUAGACACAUUUGAAGAUUUCGAAGCCAUCCCCUCCAGCAUGGAUGAACUCUCCAACUCUUCAGACAUGGAGGAAGAGACCAACCCUAACAAUGGGACCAAUCUUUUUCGGGUAGAAGGCAGUUUUGACAGCUGUUUCCCAGAUUCUCUUACACUUGAGGAUGGAGAUCUAGUGCAGUUUGUGCAGGAAGGAGAAAACGGACAAUGGUUAGUGAAGAAACUGGUCUCUGAGAAAAGUGAAUGGGUUCCUUCCAGUAUAUUGCAGCCAGCAGAGGGGGACAGUAACAACAUAAUUAAGAACAGCAAUGCAGACAUGUACAAUGAUUCCUGCAGCACGGCCUCAGUAGAGUCAGACACCAAGGAGAGUGAGGUGGCCAAAAGCUUCCCAGCAGAACAGAGGGCUGGCAGCUGAAUGGUAGGACCAGCCUUCCUCAGGACCCUAUCCAUCUCUUUGUUUAUUUUGGGUGGACACUGGAUCAAAGUUGCCUUUCUCACAAGCUCUGAGCUUCAUAAUUCUCUGAAACUUCAUCAGCAUGAACAGAUGAGAACCACAAUGCCCACCUGGCAAGGUGGGAAAAACAAACCUAAAGGGAACAUGAACAUCCAGACAGCAUCAAAACCCACCAUCAGUAUUAGAGGAGAAAAAUGCUUCUUGCAUUGUUUAUCAAACUGUUUCAGAAGAUGUGGCCUAAAUUAGGUCGACAGCAGAGCUGGAGAGUUACUAUGCACGCACCUUUUGGCAACUUUGCUUGAACACCGAGUUACUGCAGAGGGACACACACAUGGAUUUGAGUUCUUGCUCUACUAUGGAGUCGCCUGGAGGUUUUUCCAUUUGCUUGCCUCAGUGGCUGUGCCUUCCCCGCCCUCCUUAAUUCCAGCUGAUACAUCACAAAUGUGCCCUUUUUGCUGAUGGUAAACACCAAAACCAUCACAUUUUAGGUUGGCUGUGGAAAGGAAACUUCUGACUUGGACCAUCAGAGAGGCUUCGUGCAGCAAUGACUUGACUACUUUUGCAAUGGCACAGUGAACAACCUGCUGCACACAGCAUUAUUUUGGGAUGAUGCAGAUGGCAACUCCUGGCCAUGAUGUGGAGGUGCAGUGCUUAGCCAGGAGGCAAGGAUGUGUGACAGUUACUGUGACAAAGAACAUGUUUAACUCUUUAUGUAAUAGAAGUCAUUCCUUUGCCCCCUCUGCAGUCUGUGGUUGCUGGUUCACAAUCCUUUGCAUUUGGUGCCGAGAAUUCAAUUGAAUGCCAUUUAAUGUCAUAUGUUUGAGUAGACUGCAUGCUUUUUUUGUGUGCUGGGCUAUGGAGUAGGAACAUUUCAUCCCCCACAUGGAAUAUACUUAAGCAUCGCAAAUAGGCAGUGAGCAUUAGAUGCUCCAAUGAGUGGAUAAAGUGUUGUAGUUAAAUACUUAUUUCCAGGACAUUUGGUUAAAGGACUGUACCAAAUCUCUGCCACAUAAGGAUGUAAUGUACAAUAUAAAGUGAUAACAGAUUUUAUUAUUCCUAUACAAGCCAUUAGCUCAUUUAGAGCAGCUGUUAAGGUGUGAAGGCAUUUUGAUGGUAAUUGGGUCUUAGGUCCCACAAAAGCUGCUAAUACUUUAGUAAAAAAUAGUAUUGACUAAGGUUGCAAACAGGUGAAGAUCAGACUGGAAAAAAUGUCCCUGAAAGCUCAAAACUAAGUGAUUGGCUUUUGAAAUUAGAGAUUUUUUGUUUAUCUCUGAGAACAGUGAUGCUCUAUGUAAAUAAUAAAGGGGACAAGAUAACUAAAAAUGGAGAGAAAGCAAAACCAAAUAACACUCUUUAGUAACUGAGCCUCUUAGCAAAACAGUAGGAGUCUGUAACGUGUUUGCUAUCUUCUUUGCAGGGACCUGAAUGUUUUUCUUUGCGUCUCAGUGAAGGCUGGUAUUGCAAAUAUCGUAGUGUGUGAGUCAGGAUAGCUGCGAAGCAAGUAGAUAGUCCCAUUCAAGAAAGAGCUUUGAAGUAGGUAGGUAAAGGCUUAUUCAGAUUUUGUUUGCCUGUGAAGGCUUAUUGGUUAAUUAUGAGUUGCACUGCGGUGGUGAAUCCCCAUGAAUAAUGUUCUUCUAACCCUCAAUUUCUAAACUCUGGUUUCUGACGUUUUCUGUUCGUGACAAAAGGACUGUAACUUUUUGGUAGCUAAUUUUGUCCUACAGAGAUAAGAGCUUGUACAUUUUGUGCUGGUCAUUUACGUUAAAAAUGACAUGUAGGCUCCCAGGAACAUGAUUCCUGCUAAAAUCUGCUGAAGUUAUGAGCAUCUUGAGGGAAGAACUGACUCCUUUCAGUCCCCCAAGGAAAUGUGCAGUGACAUUUUCUUGUAGUGCAAUUAUUUAAUCCUCUCCAUAAAACUACUUCACUUUGGUUUCUAUAUUACUUUCAGUAAUUUUUGCAUGGCCUGAUAACAGUGCUCCUGUCUACCCCUGCCCUAUGCACAGGAGAGGAACAGGGAAGGGAGCUUUGAUUGCACAUUACUAAGUGAGUAUAGUAAGCUUUUGUGUGUGUGUGUGUGAGAGAGAGAUGGGGAAGGGUUACGCUGUGUAUAUGAAACUGCCAAAACUAGGAUUUGUGACAUUGCACACUCGUGGGAAGACCCAAACCUGCACUUUGGAGUUUCUGUGGAGGAAUCUCAUUCUAAUGGUGACAUGGCAGUGGGAAGUCUUUGUUUGAACUGGAGAUUAAAAAUCAGGUAUUGCGAGUCCUUUUCCUACCUCUGCCGUGUGCAGGGUGUCAGUGUGCUGCUCCUGUAUCCCCUGGUGCCUCGGUAUCUCCCUGUGAAAUGGGAGGUAUUGGAUUUCCCUCAUGUCCAACUCUGAUGUUAAAUUCUAGCAUGUAUGCAAAAACUGGGGACCUUUCGGGGAAAGCAAAGCAUUCACGUGUCCCACUGUUCCGUACCUGAGUGUCAGCAGUGGCAUCCUGUGGAGUACUCAGGAGCUGGAGCAGGGAGGAGGAUUACUGCAGAAGUGUCUCCUGUCUCUCCCAGCAGACCAACCCAUUUGAUAACUGCAAAGGUAUGGGUUGGAUUAUAACAAUUCUCAUUCCUACUUUGCUUUUGAAAACUUUUUUUUUUUUCCCCAAUAUCUCAUGUUUUAUCCUGUUGGACCAAAGUUUGAGUUACCCCUGCACCAGGAAUGUCCUGAGGCUGGCUGGUGACUCCCUGCCCCAUGGCUGUGUGCAGCAGUGACACAGCACUCGGGUCUCAGCGGUCUUUGGGAGCCGUUUGUGCCACAGCUGUUCUCAGACACACUGAACCUGAGCAGGGAGCCCACACCAGUUAGUUGUGUCUUUAAGCUCUCUGUAGAGCCAGAGAGCCAAAGGCAGCUGCCUGUUUCUGUCCCCACAUCCCAGACUCAGACCAUGCUGCAGCUGCUGCUGGGGAGUUCCCGGAGCCCUUUGCCUGGCUGAUGUCUGCAGUGCUUCUCAGACAGUGCGACACUGCUGGCUUUGCUUUUUUAAAGAAUAAAUUUCAAUGGAAGGUCAGGCUGCUGACAAGUCUGAGGGCAGCCAACAAGGACUAAUGUUCUGGUUUUGCUGAUGCGACAGAAUGGGGUUUGAUGACUUUGUUGUUGUUGUUGUUUUUAAUAGUGGACAGGAUAGUCUUUUAAUUAGUGUAUUUUUGUCAAGCAAGGUGGUAAUUAAAGGAAUGACUCUCCAUGACUCUCCAUGUACAGUUUGGAAUAUUAUCUGCCACGGUCCAGCAACGCUGAUGUGUACAUUAAGGUAUAGUUGUUCUGUAUGUAGGCCUUUGAGACUAUCAUGUUCAGAUAGAUGGACCUAAAAAUGGUGGUUUCCAAAUAUGGAUUUCAUUUCAAUGUUGUUUGGAGGUAAUAUAGCAGUCAUUUAGAAGUAGCCACAAAGUUUCAGCUGUAGAAAAGACAAGGCCCAAGGUAAAUCUGUGCCAUAGCAGCACAUGGCUGAACACCGUGCCCUUGCUUCCUGACCAGCGAGGCCCUGCCAGCUGCCGGGCCACCCGGCUGUUCCCUGAGGGUCUGCACUAGCAAGAUACGCUCUCCGGGGUGAGGUGUUGGCUUGGAUCUCCUCUCUCUGCUCCAGUGCCAGCUUCUGUGAAAUUUGCCGAAACUUCUGAUCCUCGAAGCUCUGCCCUCUGCUCAUUUGAGUGUGGAUGGGCAAUGGGCUCCUUCAUUACCAGAAGCAGUGACAGACAGGCGAUUACCAUGGUAUCAGUCUUGCUGCUUUAGUAAACCAGGCCAGAAUGUACCCAGGCAUGAUCCUCUCCUUCUUUCAUUGUCAGACCCCACUGAAUGGAGAAUCAGACCAGUGAUCAUUGUCCGCGUCAGAAAUGGCUCAGCCAAACCGUGUCUGAACCCUGGCUCAUCCUGCCAGUCACAACACAGCUGUGUGUGUGUGUCUUAUAUUCUGGUUGUGUAUGUGAUGAAAAGCCAUUUUAUUAUCCAUUGUUUUCUUAGGUUCUGAGAUUUCAGACAGGAUUGGGUAUGAAAAAGGCCUUGUGCUUCCUUUCCAAAAAUACUCAAAGCCUGGUUUCUAAUAUAUAUAUGAUUAGACAUAUUUAAGAAUAGGGGGAGGAAAAAAAAAAGAGCCAAAUUGUGUAUUUCUUCUUGCAGUUGGAGCUGAGAUAGCUGCUAAGAUUUCCUCUCCCCAGCUGAGAAUUGGUACAGUUUGUUUUUCUUACAUAUUUUCCAUGGUGUUGAUAAUGAUGUAUUUGUAUAUUGUGGCUGAUGAGAGAUAAUCAGACAGGGAAAAAGCACAGAAUUACCUGUCCUUUUUUCCAGUCAAGACAGAAUGUAUGAAUUUAUUACAAGAAGAAAAAAAAAGUGUGCAGAUGGACUUUCUGUAAUUAGGCCAUUCUGACCUAUGUAGAACCACACUUUGUUUGAAAUUUACAAAAAUUAUAACUAGUAC
Messenger RNA from Cygnus atratus (black swan), 8157 nucleotides. RefSeq names its product MCF.2 cell line derived transforming sequence-like 2 (gene MCF2L2). The record is from RefSeq and is a predicted model, not a curated record. Gene Ontology annotation, molecular function: guanyl-nucleotide exchange factor activity; protein binding. Gene Ontology annotation, biological process: intracellular signal transduction. Lineage: Eukaryota; Metazoa; Chordata; Aves; Anseriformes; Anatidae. The transcript is spliced from 32 exons. Bases 1 to 3672 code for a protein of 1223 amino acids. Gene Ontology annotation, cellular component: cytoplasm.